AGAAAUAAAUUGAAAUAACCAUGAGUUAGUUAACAGGGUGAAUUUUAUCUACAGUUUAAUCAAAUGAUAGGUUAACUAAUUUCAAUGUUAAGCUAAUGUGUAGCUUAGAAACAAUUGUUACAAAUAAUUUGAAAAUAAAAUUGAAUUAUUAUAAUGAGCCCACGUUUACCUUUGGUAGUAAUUUUGGGAGCAACUGGUUCUGGUAAAACGAAGUUGUCUUUAGAAUUGGCUAAACUAUUCAGUGGAGAAAUAAUUGGAGCUGAUUCCAUGCAGGUAUAUAAAAGUUUAGACAUAAUCACCGCAAAGGCAACUAAAGAAGAACAAUCAGCAGCACCACACCAUUUAAUAGAUAUCUUGAAUCCUAACGAAACAUUCACUGUUGUAGAGUACAAAAAAAGAGCUUUGGGAAUAAUUGAAACAUUAUUAAAGAAUCGAAAACUUCCUAUUGUAGUUGGAGGCACUAAUUAUUACAUAGAAUCACUUCUAUGGAAAAUUUUAAUUGACGACAGUGAAUAUAGUAAGAUACCCGGAUUGUUACCAAAUAACGAUCAUGAAUUACCCAGUGAAGAGUUACAUAAGAAAUUGAAAUCACUCGAUCCUGUAAUGGCAAAAAGACUGCAUCCUAAUAAUAAGAGAAAAAUUUUACGAUCUUUAGAAAUAUUGUAUAAAAGGGGGAAAAAACACAGUGAAUUUUUAGAAGAGCAACAGGCUUCUAGAGAUGGUUCAAAGUCGGGAGGAGGACUCAGAUUUUCAAAUUCUGUAGUUUUAUGGCUUCAGUGUGACCAAGAAAUUUUGGACAAAAGAUUAGAUGAUAGAGUAGAUGAUAUGUUGAAACAGGGACUUGUAAAUGAACUUUUAGAAUUCCAUAAAAUAUACAAUGAAAAAAGGUUAAUAUCAAACGAAGAAGCAGAUUAUACGAAAGGCAUAUUUCAAUCAAUUGGUUUCAAAGAAUUUCAUCCUUUUCUUAUAUUAAAUGAAAAUGAGAAAAAUUCCGAAGAAGGUCAAAAGAAAUUGAAAGAAGGUAUUGAACAGCUCAAGAUGGCUACCAGACGUUAUGCUAGGAAGCAAAAACGAUGGAUUUUGAAUAGGUUUCUUGGAAGACAAGAUCGACAGGUACCGCCUAUAUACGGACUGGAUACAUCAGAUGUUUCUCAAUGGGAAGAUAAAGUGAGCAAAAAAGCGGAGCAAAUAGUCAGAAGUUUUAUAAAUAAUACGAGGUGUUGUUACGAAUCUUUGCCAAAACAAAAAGUGGAUUCUAAUCCCAACAGUGAAGAUAUAACCUUUACAUGUGAAAUUUGUGACAGGGUUUUUGUUGGACAGUUCCAAUGGACAGUCCAUUUAAAAUCAAAUAAGCACAAAAAAAUGUUGGAAAGUAAGCACAAAAAAGAGAAGAAGAAAAGUUAUGAAAUUAUGAAUAAAGAACAAAACUACUCGUUUGUUUUUCUAAUAAACCUAUUUUGACUUUAAUAUUCAAGAUAUUUGAUACCAUACUACUUAUUCUAAUAGAAUUUACCAUAAAAAAUUUUUACCAUAACGUGGUAACCAAUUUUUACGGUAGCAUAUGCGCUGUCGGGUGCACCAAAAUUGUAAAUUUCCUGUAAAUCUUCUUUUUAUUGCCACAGAUAUCAUUUUGAAUUUGUACUAUUCUUCACAUAUGUAAAGGCCGCUUAACAUGAAGCAAUACAACGUGCAACGCAGAUUGUUUCAUGCAAGAUCUAGCACUUGCAACUUUACCGGUUUGGUAUCAUUUUUUUUGCGUAAAAGUUGCAAGUUCCUUAAGCCCGUUUGACAUGAUGCAAGACAACGUGCAAGAAAUUGCAUGUAAUUCCUUGCGGGGUCAAAAUAUUGCACGAAGAGUGUCAUUUGUCAUCGCAUCAUGGCUGCCAACAACAAAAAUUCAAUAAGUGAAUGAAGUAAAUACCUAUCCUAAAAUUUGAUUAAAUAUUUUGUGACCACUUUAAAAAUGAUAACAAAAUUUUUGAAAAAGGUUAAGUGGGGUUUGAUGCGUCAAAUAUUCCACCAACAAAAAAAGAGAGCUUUUGCACCACGUGAAACGAACGGUUUAUAUCAGUAAUGUGUGGGGCAAUACUCACCUGAGGUAACAAACAGAAACAAAAAGUGAGGGUGGAUAAAGGCUCAUUCAGACAUGACAAUAUACUCGGCCGAGUAAAAUGCGCGUGCGUUGUUAUGAGUUUCAUUUUGUUACUAAGUGUAAUGCUUCUCUUAUGAACUAUAAUUCUAUGAUCAACAGAAAAAGAAGAAUUUGACUUAUAUUUUUUGAGGUUAGUAUAUCCUAGAAUGUAAUAACAUGUGUAUUGGUCAUCACUUGUAAAAAUGUCAGUAAUAUAUAAAUUGUAAA
Molecule: messenger RNA, 2359 nt
Organism: Diorhabda sublineata
Lineage: Eukaryota; Metazoa; Arthropoda; Insecta; Coleoptera; Chrysomelidae
Product: tRNA dimethylallyltransferase
Exons: 6
Coding region: 154-1461 (435 amino acids)
Biological process (GO): tRNA modification
Cellular component (GO): mitochondrion
Molecular function (GO): tRNA dimethylallyltransferase activity; ATP binding
Source: RefSeq, a predicted model, not a curated record